This is a messenger RNA of Daldinia childiae, 2556 nucleotides long. Its product is annotated as putative c6 finger domain-containing protein. Gene Ontology annotation, biological process: regulation of DNA-templated transcription. Bases 1 to 2556 code for a protein of 851 amino acids. NCBI's taxonomy places the organism in Eukaryota, Fungi, Ascomycota, Sordariomycetes, Xylariales, Hypoxylaceae. The transcript is spliced from 3 exons. Gene Ontology annotation, molecular function: DNA-binding transcription factor activity, RNA polymerase II-specific; zinc ion binding. The record is from RefSeq and is a predicted model, not a curated record.
AUGCCUCCUCUCCAUUGCCUUCAAGGGCGUCUCCCCGUCGAUAUCCUCGAUCUCACUCGACCAUCCACCGCAAAAUCUUACAUCCUCCACAACCAGACGUUCCCUUUCCCCCCUUUCAUAUCCCCAAAGCUGUCUAUCGGCGUCCGGGAGCGUUAUCCGUACACCACUACAGCACCCAGUACCAAUCCCGCCCUUUCGGCUACAGCAAUGGCUCCUACUCGUCCCUCGGGUGCCUGGCCGAUGCCUCUUGAUAUGGCCGCUCCCCAGAACGCAAAUUCGAGCAAUGUACACUCACCUGUCGAGUCUCCAGCACAGUCGCAAUCGCCUGCGCAACAGAGUGCGAGUCCGUUACAGCACUCGCCUUACCAGAGCGCUCCUCCGCAGACUCAUUCUCCCCCGCUUUUGACCGACUGGACACUGCUUCAGCACCAACAGCAGCACCCGCCCGUUCAGGAUUUGGGCCAUUAUAUGCAAGAAAACCAGACUCUGAUACCGUAUUCUUUUGCCGCAAAUUACCAGACGAACGCUAUCGGUUAUUUGCCUUCGGCUGCGCAGGCGACGCUUGAAUCCGCAAUGCCCAUGGAACAGCAGGGCUUUAGCAAUGUUUCGCCCAUCGAGGACCCUCGGACUAUGCAGCAGCAGUGGGAUGGCAUGGGAAUGGGGAAUUGGCAAGAUUUCGGAACUACUUUGCAAUUCCCGUCGGAUGGACUGCCACGCUUUGGAAGCCUAGGGAGCCAGUCUCCGACUGGGACUUAUUUAGAGGUACUAUCCCUGCCGGGAUCUAGUGAUAACGGCUGGACUCAGGUUGAGAUGUACCAAAAUUACGAUUCGUAUCAGCAAGCGCAGGCGCAGGCACAGGCACAAGCCCAGAACACGGCUAUCUUCAAUCCCGGCCAGACGUUGCACUUGAGAACGAACUCGGACGCUUCCCAUUCGGACGGAAGCGGUCAGCGCACUGACUUCAGCAGCAGUAGUUUCGAGGAUAUCUCAUUCAAUUAUUCCCCGUUUUCUCCGGAGUCUGAUACGUACUCGGACCCGGCGAGCCAUCGAAAUUGCUUCCACGGUGAGAGCCAUCAUUCUCACGAAAUUAUCAGUCCUGCCGCUGCCGUCGAGCCAGUGCCUAUUAAGUCAUCGACCUCGAGCCGUCCCAGCCCUGCGAGCGGAUCAGGUGUUGCGUCCCCGCCUCAUAACAACCCUCGUAGAAACUCGGGUCCCAAGAGUAAGGGCGCGGUUGCAAAGUCUACUAAAUCGGUCAUAAGGAGGACUUCUAAUGGAAAGAAAGAUGGUACAGUCGAGAAGAAGGUUGGACGUCGGAAAGGCCCGCUUCUUCCCGAGCAGCGGAAGCAAGCUAGCGAGAUCAGGAAACUCCGAGCCUGUCUCCGGUGCAAGUUCCUCAAGAAGACUUGUGAUAAGGGUGAGCCUUGUGGUGGUUGCCAGCCGUCACAUGCUAGACUCUGGCAAGUUCCUUGCACUCGUAUUGAUAUCAAGGAUAUUGGCUACUUUAUGAAAGACUGGAAGGCGGAUUACGAACGACAUCUGAGCCGUGGUGUUUCUGUCUACAACGUGAAGGGCUUCGCACAGAAGGAGAGCUUGAUGUGGAUCACUCAUGGCUACGGUUUCUGCCUGCCCGUCAUGGUUCGUGAAGUUUUCGUAGCGGAUGACAGUUGUUUCCAGGUUGACUGGGUCGAGUCUUAUCAAAUUGAUCAGGAGCCGAUUGAAUUUGAACUGAAGACCGAGAGACUGGAUGUUGGUAAUGGUGGCAUUCGCCCAGAAGCGCUUGCUGAGUACCUAGACAAGCACAUCGAAAGUGGCUUUGAGAACUUCAUUGACGACCACUUCGAAGGUACUCCUUUCAUCACGGAAAUCUUCAAGACUGCCUACCGUUUCUACACCAAGGAGAAGUUGCCAGUUAUACGCAAGGCUUUGAAACUAGUGCUAGCCUACAACCUUACCCAGCACAUCACUCUGGUCGAGCAGCAAGGUUCAGAACAAACCUUGGAAGGCCAGAUCGAUGAUGAAGACUCCAAGUACUUCGGGAAAUACGUGGCGCCCGUCAUGAUCAACUUCCAGAUCAAGUGUGCUAUGGCAGAUAUGUGGCGUGAGCUACAGAAGGAUAUUCUGGAGGAGCUUUCAGCGCUUUACUCUAGCGUGUACAGCGGCGAUCGCCUGAAGAACUGGCCCACUAUCUUUAUGCUUGCUUCCAUACUCCUGGCUGUCUGGGAAGAGAUGCAGUUUGACUGCCAUUACCGUGUACCUGACCCAGUGGCGGUUGAGAAAUUUUGCACCGAUAUGGAAAGCACACCAGUUGGUGUUAUUACCGGUCUAUUCCACGCCAUCUCUCAGAAACUCCCUGCUCUGAUUGACUGGGAUACUGAGCGCCAUGGUCAUCUACUCAACAAUAACGUUGCUGUAUGCGAGGCUAUGACCGAAGUACGGCAGCACGUCCUCAAGCAUGAGGCAUACCUAAGGACUAGACACACAUCGAAGUUUGACCGAUACGACUUCGAUUCAUUGUCAAAUAAGUUCUUAUCCAAAUUGGUUAUUAAGGCCAACUGA